UAACUUUUUCUAGUUAUUUCACUUUCACACCCCGCCAAGUUAUGGCAACCGUACACUUCAAUAUCCUUUCUAUCUUGCUUCUUAUAGUUGCAUUCCCUUAUACAGAAGCUGAUUAUAAUAUUGUUCCAAAAACAACAGAGAAGAAAAUAGAGGUGGUGGUGGAAUCCAUAGUGUACUGUCAAAGUUGUGAGCACCUUGGAACAUGGUCAUUGAAUGGAGCAAAGCCAAUUCCUUCAGCAAAAGCAAGUGUAACCUGCAAUAGCCAUAAGGGUCAUGUUAGCUACUACAAGGUCUUUGAGACAGAUAAAAAUGGUUACCUAUAUGCACCACUUGAAGGGUUCAAGAUGGAGAAUUAUCUACUUGAUCACCCUCUGCACUCUUGUUAUGUUAAGCCUAUUUGGUCCCCGCUUGAGAGUUGUAACCUUCUCUCAAAUUUGAAUUAUGGUCUGAAUGGCGCUUUGCUUCGAUUCGAGAACAAGAGAUUGCGUGGAAGCAAAUAUGAGGCAGUUAUCUAUGCUGCAGGACCGUUGGCUUUCCGUCCCUCUGACUGUGCCCAGGUUCACUACUAGGAUCUAGUUGCGGGUUGAAGUUUUGUCAAAGAACAAAAUAAACGGGGGAAAAGUUUCCUUUACACUUCAAGGCUUCCCUUUCUUCCAAAUUCUCCAAAAUCAAAACUCAACUCAAAAACACUUUUUUAAUGUAUCAAACAAUUAGUCAAUUACCCUUGACCCAAGCAUUCAUAUAUGCUUCAUCAAGUUUUCUCUUCUCCCACCCCCCCUCUUCUGUUUUUUCCCUCUUGGUUUAUCUUUGCUUGUAAUAUUCAAUAUGUAAAGUAGAGA
This is a messenger RNA of Arachis stenosperma, 839 nucleotides long. Its product is annotated as non-classical arabinogalactan protein 30. Bases 42 to 569 code for a protein of 175 amino acids. The transcript has a single exon. Lineage: Eukaryota; Viridiplantae; Streptophyta; Magnoliopsida; Fabales; Fabaceae. The record is from RefSeq and is a predicted model, not a curated record.